CCUCUCAGGCGCAACGUUGAGGCUGGUGCUAUUGUUCGCCCGUAAGCCACAGCGGCUCGCUUGUAGUCAGCUAAUCAGCUAGCCAUUAAGUCGGUUAGGCGAAAGUGCUAACGUAGUGGCAGUGGCACCAGUGACGGAGUUGCCAUAGUGAUUGUUGCAAGAUUAUGACGAAGACUCUAGGCCACGACGUCGCCGCGAAGUGCGCACAACAGGCGUUUCAGAUGCAAGGCAAAUACGAGUCACACACUCACGAAUACGAACAGAAUGCAGGCUGCCGCUAACGUCGUCGCCAGCUUAGAUGCAUAUAGUAGCAAAUCGGUGAAUCAGAACAGCACGAGUAAUUGUUUAGCUUUUGCUGGUCGAGAAGUUUCGUUAACGCAACUGCAGCGGGGACAACAACAAUAGCAACAACAGUACUGGCGGCAAAGGCUGCCAAAGCAGCAGUGGCAAACGCUUUAAGAAAAGCACCUUAAAACAGCAAUGAGCCCGAAGAUGAUUCUAGCAGGUGAUCGCUGGCCGCGCACUUAGUAACUGCUACGUAGCAAGAGCAUACUGGUGUCACACUGGCUUACUAACCAGUUUACUGCUCGUGCGUGUCGGAUGGAUUACGCCCGCGAUUAGAACAAUGGCAUAAAUUUAUAGAAUUGGAGACAAACAGAACAGAAACUACUACUGCCCGUUAGUAGUAGAUGAAUUUACCGCCAAUGAACCAACAUCCGCUUUGCGAUAGUACAACAUCCUCACGCACACAAUACUGCGCCCAACUCCAGUGAAGGCGAAAUAACUUGCUACUAUCUCGUUAUUAUUCACCGUCAAUAAAACGUUUGUGUCAGGCCAAUAGGUAAAACGUAUCUUUGCACAUCAAGAGUUCAACAUUGCAUCGCGUCAAACACAAAUUCGGUCGUAUCUGUACAAAAAUUACAGACAAAAAAACACCAACAGUCGGAGUUAGCUAUUUUGCUAGAAGUUUUAUUACCUAAAUGAUUUAUCACGAAAGGGUGUGAACGUGUGUUGGGGCACUGGACAUUGCGCGUGCAGCACGAAUGAACACGUGUAUGUGUGUGUGUGUGUGUGUGUGUGUGUGUGUUUCUAACAAAAACACAAAGAGGGAAAACUAAGUUACUCUUGCCAACUGAACCGUGGAAUAUGUCACAGAAAUGAAGUUGUCAUGUAAAGAAAGGAGAAUACGCAAGCGUUUCGCGUAAGCGGAAUACCCUACGAGACCUUUCCCUGCGGAGCAGAAAGGGUCUCAAUGAAGCAAGGUCUUCAACGUAGUCGACAACGACGAAAAUGCAGUAUUUCGAUAAAAUCUGACAGAAACAAAAACGUAAACAUGCAAAUACGAAACCAUCAAAGGAAUCACCUAAAUCAACAGAACGUCACCAAUUUACCCUGUGAGUUACGAAAAGGUGCGCAGACUGAAACGGUCUAAAGAUAGAACGAACGAAGAUGUUUAUGUCAUCUGCUGCCUAAAUCGUUCUUUUUUUUUGGAAAUUUUUGCAAAAUACUUACUAAACGACGAUGGCGUGAUUGUUGUCUGUACUGACCGACAACAGGAAAACGCGCUGUUAGAGAGUGACCAUAACACCUGAACAGAACGGACUUCAAUGAAAGUUGUCGUUGUAGAAGCUGAAAUCUACAGCCAGGACCAUUACGAUCACCACUGUUCUAGUCGAGAAGAUAUCUAUAAAGUAGCCUCAGCUGAAAAGCAUCUGCGAAUUCCUGCCAAGGCCGUUUGGAUUGCCACGAGAAACACUCGUGCACAUACAAGGUGUUAAAAGUGAUUUCGGUUCGACGAGAAAAGUAAUGGCCACCUCAGCAGACGCGGCAUAUUUUCGCUAUCUUCACGGCGUUCACGCUGACGUUACAGGCAAAACGUCAACAGUUGCCGAGACUCUAAGCUUACCUGGAUCUCCAGAGCAAGGCUAUGAAGCCAUGGAAGCGCCCCAGCGGCACGUAAACUCGCCGUUUUCGUUCAGGUCUGAACUAGUUUGCGAUAGACGCGUGCGGCACCUGUCUUCAACAGAAGACGAGCCGAUCAGUCCGAGCGGAUGUGGUAGCCACUCGAAGGAGUCGUCCUCAUCGCAGACGCAUUCGUCCGCGAUUUUAGAGACGUUUCGCCCUCGGUCGAAGUCAGACUCAAAGGAACUCAUUAAACAUCACAAACCGCCAGCUAGCAACAUCAUGUCUGCCUUGAAGAAUUCAGUGCACACUCACAAUUGGUUUUCUACAAGUGGAGGCGGAUCCCUGAACGGGAGCAAUAGUCCAUCGAGCUCGCCAACCUACGAAAGUCCUCAUGGCCCUCUAAGCUUUUCGGGCCAUUCGGGAAAUCAGUCUCCCAGUACGCUAAUGUACCCAAGCUUCUCAGAUGGAUUUGACUACCGUCCUCAGCAGAGACCAAGGUCAGGAUCCGAAUCAAAAAGCGGUGCUGUUGCCAAAGUCAUGGACAUGUUCAGGGCUCGAUCUCAAUCGAUGAGUCUCACAACGGACGGCAAGGCCAAGAAGGUCUCACACAGUCAGUCGGCGUCGCUAUUUCGUAGACAUUCGAUUGAUCCAGAUCGGCGUCGCAACGGAGUAGGAGUGAUCCGCACUAGCGACCGCCUUCUCGAUAGUGGUUCUGUUGACCACGGCCAUCACACGGCACUAAUUUACAGGACCCAUUCGCAUGGUGCGGUUGGUCACGGCGCCGUUCGGGUUCACCGCCUGGAUUCCCAGAUGAGUGACGGCUACAGUCAAUUCGAUUCCUUAGCGUCAACGUCAGUCUACGGGUUGCUGCUGCUCUGCUGCUGCUGCUGCCGCCGCCGCCGCCGCCUCUUCAACCAGGUGCUAAAGGAAUAUGGACGAGACCGACGGUUAGCCCCUAUGAUACUUACCUCGUCAGACACGUCGAUCUGUGAGGAUCGAAUCGACAUUGAGGAUCUAGGAGCUGACGAAAGCCUCCUGUUCGUCAAAUUUUUCAGGUAUUAUCACUGCUAUGAUCUCAUACCGUUGUCAGCGAAACUAGUCGUCUUUGACACACAACUGCAAGUCAAAAAAGCGUUCUUCGCCCUCGAAUCAAAUGGAGUCCGUGCCGCGCCACUCUGGGAUUCCGCUCAACAGCAAUUCGUCGGCAUGUUGACCAUCAGCGACUUCAUUCAGAUGCUCAGAAAAUACUAUCGCAACCCGCAACUGCAGAUGGACGAGUUGGAACAGCACAAAAUUGAUACUUGGAGAACGGUUUUAACGAACAUGCAGCGUCUUUUGGUAUCGAUCGGGCCCGACGCGUCGCUGUGUGACGCGAUCAUCGCGUUAAUUCAUCAGCGGGUGCACCGGCUUCCUGUAAUCGAUCCGCAAACUGGCAACGUCCUCUAUGUGCUCACACACAAAAGAAUAUUGCGGUUUCUUUUCCUCUAUUUUUACGACUUGCCGCACUCAACUUAUCUGGACAAAAGCAUACGAGAGCUCAAUGUGGGCACCUUUGAGAAUAUCGCAACUUGCACACCAGAUACACCUCUGAUCGUUGCAUUGGAUACCUUUGUUGAACGGCGCGUGUCAGCUUUACCUGUGGUGGCUAAUGAUGGGCGAGUCGUGGACAUCUAUGCCAAGUUUGACGUUAUCAAUCUUGCAGCGGAAAAGACGUAUAGCAAGUUAGACAUGAGUGUUGGGCAAGCUCUAGAGUUCCGCAACGAAUUCUUCGAAGGCGUCCUCACGUGUUCCGCAGAUGAUUCUUUGUUAGAGUUAGAUAAAUACAUCAACCGCGUGAAGGAUUUUGGAAUUCAAGUUUACGGAACUGUCUGCGACCAGAGCAGCCCUGAGGUGAUGAAAAAAAUCGUGGUAGCAGAAGUUCACCGACUCGUGAUUGCUGAUGACAAUGGAUGCUGCGUUGGCAUAGUCUCGCUUUCCGAUAUUCUCUUAUUCCUAGUGCUCAACCCACUUGGUAUGGAGCGACCAGCGUCACGAGCUUACUUGAUGCGCACGACUUCGUCAGAACGAGAAAACGGACCAGUGGCUGAAGAACCCGAACUCGAGGCAACCGCAAAUGCCUUCGGGGAGCAGGCAGUUGUGAAUAGUUGGCGACGCAGUAGUACAUUAGACGACACUGAGCUCCGUAGUUCAGUUGAUUUGCCACUCGAAAUGCCCGGAUCCCUCUUCUGAAGUAUCGUAAUUUUCUGACGCAGACUUCGCAGAAGGUAGUCGCACAGGAAAAAUCUAGUGGCGUCAGUUCUGAGGAACGGGCAGGGUAUUCUAUAUCACUACUUUGUCCAGCCCAUCUGUUCUUCUGGAAGAUUCUCAUCAAGAUAUCCUCUUACGAUGCGUUUGAUUGGAUUUAAAAUUCGUCAUCUUCGUUAAAGUGCGCUAAAACAGAUUAGUGCGCAAAAUCCAAGUGAUUGGCACCAGUGUGUGAAUUUUUUUGGAACACCCUGUGUAUGUAGUGUAAAAAAAUGUGCUCUAUGGAUGUAAUUCUAAUUAAUUAAACCAGACUCAAUCCUAUGUGUAGUAUAGAAUAGGUUUAAAGGAUUAGUUCAAGGGAUACGGGAAUACGAGCUGAAGGAUAUGAUGACGUCAUAUAAGGUGACACCAUGAACAUCUACUAACUGUUAAUAAAAACGUUACACUGUACUUUAAUCUAUAUUGUAAGUGAUACGUUAGCAAACGCAACCACAGCGAGAAAUUGUAUGUAUAGUAUUACAUAAGAGUACGUCUGUGAAAGGGGCAUUCGUGAGAUGAAUACGAGUUAAUGAUGAGACUAUGGUAACUAACGGAGUGAUACAAAGGGAAGAUACAGGGUGCGCGUGUCAUAAUGUCAAACAAGUCUUCUGCAGAUCAGAUUGCGUAAAAGCAGGGCUUACAUGAAAAAAGUACCAUAGUUCAUUUUAAUUAUAUGCAAUAUUUUAAACAGGACUUUAGAGCUAGAAAUACGUCCGUCUAUGAAGCAGUGAAGAGCCUAUAUAUGUAUUAUUAAAAUGCCAGUUAUAAUAAUAAUUGAAAAUGACUGUAAUAAGGAGAAGAUAAAUCAUUAAAUGUUUAUUCUUUGAUGAGAAUGAGAAGACACUAAGAGCUAAUAGAGGCAAAUGCUAUCAUUAAAACUUCGAGUGAGGGUGAAGAUUGGAUGAUCGUGACCAUACCUACCACGCCUACACUAAGAUAUUAAUCACCCUUUACUGAAUGAUCUUUUUUUCGUCUUACUGAUAGUUAAUGCUAUUGGACUAACGGAACAGAUGUGUAUAGCGGAAUCAUUACGCUACCGCGGAUGUAAUUAUGAUGGCAUUUUUUUUGGCUGUAAGAAUAAUUUUCAGAAAGUAAAUAAAUAUAUAUGACGUUAUCAAAUCGA
Molecule: messenger RNA, 5311 nt
Organism: Varroa destructor (honeybee mite)
Lineage: Eukaryota; Metazoa; Arthropoda; Arachnida; Mesostigmata; Varroidae
Product: 5'-AMP-activated protein kinase subunit gamma-1-like
Biological process (GO): regulation of catalytic activity; protein phosphorylation
Cellular component (GO): cytoplasm; nucleotide-activated protein kinase complex; nucleus
Molecular function (GO): AMP binding; protein kinase binding; protein kinase regulator activity
Source: RefSeq, a predicted model, not a curated record